ACAAGGGAAACUCUCGCGAGAUCGUGUAGGUCAGUCACUGAUCUCGAGAUUUCGCUAUUUGUGCUUAGUUUACUAGCUUAACUCAUAACUUCCAACUUAACUUAAGUUUGUCAAAGUAACAUGUUAUAGUAAACAUGAAGUUACAUGAUGCAGCAAAUGGAUUAUGUUGUGUUCCACUUUGCACAGAAGAACCUGUAAAUGUCUUCAAAACACACUGACAAUACGGAGGAUGGACCGGGAUGCUGACAGUGUGUGACUAAGGCUUCAUGUGAAGGCUUUCUUCUAUAUCAGGUCCCUCGCUGGUCCCUCUCUUCCGUAUUAGUUUCCAAAAGGCAUCUUUAAUGCUGCCAGGGAGCGUGCUGUGAGGCAGCAAGAAAGCGAGGCAAGCGGAUCCCUAUCUUUGUGACAGCUUUUCCGCUUGGCAGGCUGUGCGUGAGCCGGGGAACUGGACUGGACUGUGGUGUUUCGUGGAGGAGGUGGGAGAGGAGGUAGAAGAGGGAGAAGUGAGGGGCAAGCCGGACAGAUGGAGGACGGCACCCAACAACUGGGACACUGCAUGGUUGACAUGAAGGAGCUGAGUGCCAACCCUGAAGGACUGACCGCUGCCGGUGUUAUUCUAACACCCAAGCUGCCUCAGGUGGAGUUCAGCCUCGCCUGUAAUGAUCUGGUGGCCUCGGGCAGUGACAGGAAGCCCAACGCUUUGGUCCAGGUGGCUGUCAUAGAUCCCCACAAGCAGCACCUCGUCUCUCAUGCCUGCACAGAGAUAGUGGAGGCGAACAAAGACCCGCUGUUUCUGACGGGGGUGACCUUCCCUUCAGAGUAUCCUGCUAGCCCGGAGACACUAGUCAAGCUAACUGUGUAUGAUGCAAAGGACAAGGGCCAGGACUCGAGCAGCUUCCUGGGCAGUGCCACGUUUUCAGUCGGCGAUCUGCUGAGGGCUAAAGAUGAACGACUGACCUUGAAUCUCAGGUCAUCUGAUGGUGUGUGCGCAUCAGGAUCAGUGGUGGUGAGUCGUCUGAAGAUGGGGGAGAUGGAGGAGGUCGACGUAGACCACAUCACCACCGACAUCCCGUCACACAAGUGUCCCUUGGUCUAUGAGUCCGCGUCCCAUGCCUGCAUCGACAGAGAAAAUAACCCACUGACAGGUCCAGUGUUCAAGAACCCAAUAUGCAAGGUGUACAGAUUCCAAACAGUGGACAGCAAGUGGAUGCUUGUCCGGGAACAGAUGGAGGAGUGCACGCUGUCCUUCAGCAUCCCCAAACAGCUGCUCUCAUUGUAUAUUCAGGAGGACAUGAGCAGGGUGCAAGACCUGAGGGAGCUGGGGGAGCUGUCUCCUCACUGGGACAACUUGAGGAAAGAGGUGAUGACACGAUACGGAGGAAUCAUCACCUCCUACCAGGACACUUUGGCUGAACUGGAUAAGAUUACUGGUCGUUCAUUCAAGCCAAGCUGCUGCAAAGCCCAGAAAUCUCUGGAGUUCAUCCCAAUAAACUUGCACACCCAGAGGAUGAGGGUGACGUGCCCCAGAAAAACAGAUGCGUUCUAUGACAUCGUCACUGUCGGUGCGCCUGCAACCCAUUUCCAGGGGUUCAAGUGUGGUGGUCUGCAGCGUCUCCUCAGCAGAUAUGAAGCAGAGAAAAAGAGCUUCAGCACUGCCUACCAGUGUAUCUACUACUCCCCAGAGCACACAGCCAAAGCUCAGGAGGUACUCAGCACCAUGAGCUUCCUCCAGCCGCUCAUCACAAGCUUAGCGGACCAGCUCCUCCAGGCUGCCCAGGAGCACUCUUCCCCUGGACUGAGGGAUGCACUCAAGAACCUUUCUGACAAGACAGAACAAUUUGUUCACACGCUUAAGGAUGAAAUGGUCAAGAGUGCACUACUGGCACUGCAUGCAGCGCGGCCCGGAUACGUUUCCAAGAAUCAGAAGCAAACCCCGGUGCAGGGAGGCCAACAUCAAGGCCACAUCCACCAGGGCAGCGACCAGAACCAGAGCCCAGUUCAGGGACUUCCGGGUCACAGUCCGGCCACGUCGAUCACUGACAGCCCAGCGGUGUGUAAUAAUGUGGAAGGACCACAACCCACGACUAGAGGAGAAGGUGGGCCGCUGAAGCACCAAGACUCCAUACCGCACCAUAAAGAGUACGACGAGGAGGAGUGGGACAGGGUCUGGGCCAAUGUGGCCAAAUGUCUCAACUGUGUAAUCGCCAUGGUGGAUAAACUCCAGGAGGAAGACAACAGCAAGCAGGAGCCGGUCCCUGAGCAGCAGCUAGCUGAUGUCAUCACCUCACACAACCCCGGCGAGUGGAGGGAGCAGCUGCGUCCUCUGGUGACCAGGUUAAAGGAGUGUGUGAUGGAGGUGGUGGAGAAGGCAAAGAGAGCCAUGACCUUUGUGCUCCUGCAGGAGGCAGCCUGCAGCAUUCCCCAGGGCUUCCUCCUCCAACAGAGGCGAGACGUGGUCUUCAGUCAGGCACUGGCAGCCUUAGCCUGUGGUUUUGUCAUGAGGCUGUAUGCAGGAAUGCAGGACCAAGGCUUCCUGAAGCAGCUCCACCUGGUUGGUCUGGUGGCCCAGUUUGAGAGUCUGCUCAGCACCUACAGUGAGGAGAUCGGGAUGCUGGAGGACAUGGAGGUUGGAAUCUCAGACCUGCAGAGAGUCGCGUUCCAGAUUACAGAGGCCAAGACCGACGACCUCAGUGACCUCCAGCCUUUAGUGUGUGGCCGACGAGACCACUUCACUGUAGAAGUGCCAUUACCACGACUGGUUUUCCAGACCUUGCCAGAGGAGAUCAAGGGGGGCAAGCCUCUACGAGUAUUCCCCGUGCUGUUUAACGUGGGCAUCAAUGAACAGCAAACAAUAGCAGAGAGGUUUGGAGAUAUCUCCCUACAAGAAAGAAUAAACCAGAGGAACUUUGAGAUGUUAGAAGCCUAUUACAAAUCAUUAAGUGAAAAGGUGCCACUAGAAUGUCUACCAUGUUUUCAGACACAGACUGACAUAAAAGAAUUACUUGAAACCCUGGGCCAGAAUGUAGUUACAAAGAAGAGGAAGAAUGUGGAGAUACUAUGGAUUGCUGGAACGAUCUGCCGAAGGUUAAAUGGCAUCAGGUUUACCAGCUGUAAAAGUGCCAAAGACCGGACAUCCAUGUCUGUCACAUUAGAGCAGUGUGCUCUCCUACGUGAUGAACACCAGCUCAGCAAGGAUUUCUUCAUCCGUGCUCUGGACUGUAUGCGGAGAGAAGGAUGUCGGAUUGAGAACGUUCAAAAGAAUAUUAAAUGCAGGAAAUAUGCCUUCAACAUGUUGCAGCUGAUGGCCUUUCCCAAGUACUACCGACCACCGGAGGGGACUUACGGAAAAGUUGACUCUUGAGGACGUAAGCCAUGUACUGUAAAACCAGUCAUUGUGUGCUACCCGAGUGGUAAAUAUGACAGCUUAUAAAUGAUGCUAAAAAUGUAAAAUGUUUUAUUGUUCGUAACCAAAAACAUCUUGCUGGAUUUUAUAUUUUGCUGAUGGUUGUUUCGUUUUUUGGUUGCUCUAUUGGGGGGAUGUAUUCACUGAUUCCCAAGCUGGAUUUGCCAAACGUGUUAUUUGUAAAAUGAAUGCACUUUCCAUUAUUGCCUUGUUUAUUUUUCAUGGCCUAAGCAGUAAUAAGCCAACGCGUUCUCAUCCCAACUUGUCACAUACUGCCGCUUGGUCACAUCCCUUUGCGUCACUUUAGGCUUCAAAACCUCUUAGUUAGAUUUAGGAGAAAACAACAUGGUUGGGCUUAAAAUGACUGCGUUUGUAACGUGAAACUUAACACACGGGACACGAAUAGCGGUUGAUUGGCAGUUCAGCUUAAACAAAUCAGUCCACGAGAAGAGAAACACUUUGUGGUGCGUUCAAGUGCAACUUGUCGGCCAAGACAAAGGUGACGUGAGGCGACAUAAAAGUCGACCUUCUUCGCCGCUAGUUCUUUGAUGUCGGGUUUGUCUGGGUCUUAAAGGAUGCCUGGGACAGCGUGGGAAUGAGAACGGGCUGGAUAAAUAGUGCAACUGUGUGUGCAAACCCUAGUUUGUAGAUAAUCUCUGUGUGGCUGUACUGUAUAAUAAUGAUCUUUUUUAAGACUUCAAGCAGUUCAACCUUCAUUUGUGUGCAAAAGCAAAAAUAAUUCCCCUCUUGCUGAAAUUAAAUAUGUGUGUGACAAUAUAGUAUUUUCACUCAAAGGUCCACUUACUACCUUUUUCUGAGCUAUUUCUCAGGUGAUGACCUCUGAGCUAUCUCCAUUUGCUGACUGUAAGAUUCAGUUAAAAGCCUUUUAAAAACGGCUAGCAGAUGGACCUUUGAGCUGAGACCAUUGUUUGUUAAAUAUGCUGUUCCCAAGGUCAAGAAUAAACUUCCAUGCUACAGGGAUUUUUGUGGUAUAAAUACUGCUCUCCACAGUGACUUGGAAACAAAUAACUGUUUAUAGUCUCAUUCCAUGUUUGGAUGUUAUUGCGUCCUGCUCUACAGGAGUUUGUCCAUUUCUUUCUACAUUUUCAUGGCAUCACAUAUUCAGGUCCAAACUUUGCCUAUAUUAUUUUUGACUGUUGCAGAUGUAUUUUCAUUCAUUUGUGAUAAAUAACAUACCAGUAUUUUAAAGCAUAUGUCGAAUCAUGUUUCAUCCCAUUCUCUUGCACUUGAGCUUUUUCCAUAAUAUUUGUAUAUCUCCAGGUACAGGCCAGUGCAACCACAUGAAGUACAGGUGGAGGUUAGAACAGGACAAGGACAUUGGACCAUCGUUUCUGAAUGCUAUAUAUCAAAUUCAAUUAUUUAUUUUUGUAUUCUAAAAUGAUUUUAUAUUGUAAGGGUUGAUGCCUUGGACUUUAAUGCAUGUUUGAAAUGUAUUUGUUGUGUUAUACAUUGGACAUUCACAAUUGUCUAUUUGAUAUUAAAUAAAAGAAUGGAUUGAU
Sebastes umbrosus (honeycomb rockfish) is the source of this 4923-nucleotide messenger RNA. It is a transcript of the gene inpp4b, whose product is annotated as inositol polyphosphate-4-phosphatase type II B. Gene Ontology annotation, molecular function: phosphatidylinositol-3,4-bisphosphate 4-phosphatase activity. The transcript is spliced from 24 exons. NCBI's taxonomy places the organism in Eukaryota, Metazoa, Chordata, Actinopteri, Perciformes, Sebastidae. The record is from RefSeq and is a predicted model, not a curated record. Bases 524 to 3361 code for a protein of 945 amino acids. Gene Ontology annotation, cellular component: cytoplasm.